Leopardus geoffroyi (Geoffroy's cat) is the source of this 5597-nucleotide messenger RNA. It is a transcript of the gene PLPPR4, whose product is annotated as phospholipid phosphatase related 4. Gene Ontology annotation, biological process: signal transduction; axonogenesis; phospholipid dephosphorylation. The record is from RefSeq and is a predicted model, not a curated record. Bases 1132 to 3036 code for a protein of 634 amino acids. The transcript has 5 exons. Gene Ontology annotation, molecular function: phosphatidate phosphatase activity. Lineage: Eukaryota; Metazoa; Chordata; Mammalia; Carnivora; Felidae.
CUUUAAAGCUAUAAUUUAGAUGUAUAAUUUCGGGUCCAUGAUGAGUUUUACAUUAUACGAAAAAACUGUUAAAACACUAAGAUUUGGGCUUUGUAUCUGUAAUGGGUUAUUUACAGUUAUAGUGCUUGUUCUGAGAGCUAACAUGCCAUACAUUUCAGUAUAUUUUUGUCUUAGCUGUGGCUGAAGCAUAAAUUUACCUUAAAAUGGUUUUUCUGGAUCUGUGUUCGUUUUUUAAAGUGGAGAAUAAAUGUCAGCAGGCCAUUAUGAAUAGAUAACUCUUCAGAAAUUAGUUUAGCCACAUCAGUGAUUCCAUUUCAAUUCUCCUGGAGUGUUUUCAUCCAGAAGUUACUGCACAUGGAAAUGUCACCAUAGAGAGAGCUGAAUCAUGGCUAUUUAUCCUUGGUUAUAUCCUCUAACUUUGCCUCUUAUUUUUUAUAAGGCCUAUAGAAAAUCAACAUCUGAAUCUAACCAGUAUCUAAACCUUCAUCUCUUCUGAUUAGCAUGAGACUAUCCUAAUGUUUGAGUCACAGGCCUUUUUGUUCUCCAAUAGGUCAGUAAAAAAUUUACCUGUAACCUCUCAGCUCAAAGGAAUAGGUCAUUUCAUUUAAUAGCUAGAAGAUAAUGAAGUACAACCUUCUUCCCCACUAGAAGAAAAGUCCAGUCUAAGUCAUGCCCUAGACUUGCUCCACUAAGCAAGGCACUUGGAGAUGGUAAGACAAAAAAAGGCCCUUUAGCAGGGUCACAAACUGAGGCAAGGACAGAAAUCUUAAGGACACAUAGCUGAUCUGAGGAAAAUAAAUUUUUGUAAUGUAACAAAAUUCUGUGGACAAGGGGGCAUAUGAUCUGUGAAAAGCCUCAUGCCUUUGAGGAUGGUCCAUCCUUCCCUAGAGAACAGUGCCCAGAGUCAGCAACCUCAUCCUCCAUGGGUCAGGAGAUUCUUAUUCUCCUAAGGCAGACAUGGAUGGGCUUCCCCACUGAAGCGAACUCCUCUCUAAGACCUUGCAUACUUCUGGGAAUUAGAAUGCAGAAAUUAAGGUUGUGUCACGAACCCCAGUCGAGAGGGUGGAGAAGGAAUUGGGAGAGUAGUUGCUAGAUGGGGAUAAGCAGAAAAGGAAAGUGGAAAACAAGGUAAUGUGCAGGCCAGUGACCGUGGUCUGGAGGAGUCUACUGAUGAAUUGCCCAGCUGCCUCUUGCAAUGAUUUCUAUGAGAAAAUCACGAAUAAGAAUCCAGGAUGUCAAUUCAGAGUGAAUCCAGGGUGUCAAGACCAUGUAGAGGAAGCAGGCGUUCAUGUGUUUGGACUGUGCUCUACAGCUCUCAUUACAGAUAUCAUACAGCUCUCCACAGGCUAUCAGGCGCCAUACUUUCUAACCGUGUGCAAGCCAAACUACACCUCCCUGAAUGUGUCUUGCAAAGAAAAUUCCUACAUUGUGGAAGAUAUUUGCUCAGGAUCUGACCUUACAGUGAUCAACAGUGGCAGAAAAUCAUUCCCUUCUCAACAUGCGACCCUCGCUGCCUUUGCUGCUGUGUACGUUUCGAUGUACUUCAAUUCCACAUUAACGGAUUCCUCUAAGCUUCUGAAACCUCUCUUGGUCUUCACGUUUAUCAUCUGUGGGAUCAUCUGUGGGCUAACACGGAUAACUCAGUAUAAGAACCACCCAGUUGAUGUCUAUUGUGGCUUUUUAAUAGGAGGAGGAAUUGCUCUGUACUUGGGCCUGUAUGCUGUGGGAAAUUUUCUGCCUAGUGAAGAGAGUAUGUUCCAGCACAGAGAAGCCCUCAGGUCUCUGACAGACCUCAACCAAGACCCCAGCAGAGUAUUAUCGGCUAAAAAUGGCAGCAGCAGUGAUGGAAUUGCUCACACAGAAGGCAUCCUCAACCGAAAUCACAGAGAUGCCAGCUCACUGACAAACCUCAAAAGGGCAAACGCUGAUGUAGAAAUCAUCACUCCACGGAGUCCCAUGGGGAAGGAGAACAUGGUUACCUUUAGCAAUACCCUACCUAGAGCCAACACCCCAUCCGUAGAAGACCCUGUCAGACGAAAUGCCACCAUUCAUGCCUCUAUGGAUUCUGCUCGAUCAAAGCAGCUUCUCACCCAGUGGAAGAAUAAGAAUGAAAGCCGCAAGCUGUCCCUGCAAGUUAUAGAGACUGAGCCUGGACAGUCACCACCCAGAUCCAUAGAAAUGAGGUCAAGCUCAGAGCCCUCCAGAGUAGGGGUGAAUGGAGACCACCAUCCUCCCAGCAAUCAGUACCUCAAGAUCCAGCCUGGCACUGUCCCCGGAUGUAACAAUAGCAUGCCUGGAGGACCAAGAGUGUCCAUCCAGUCCCGCCCUGGGUCCUCGCAGUUAGUGCACAUCCCCGAGGAGACGCAGGAAAACAUAAGCACCUCUCCCAAAAGCAGCUCUGCUCGGGCCAAGUGGUUGAAAGCUGCAGAGAAGACCGUGGCCUGUAAUAGAAGCAACAGCCAGCCCCGAAUAAUGCAAGUAAUAGCAAUGUCCAAGCAGCAGGGUGUCCUGCAAAGCAGCCCCAAGAACACCGAAGGCAGCACUGUCUCCUGCACUGGCUCCAUCCGCUACAAAACCUUGACAGACCACGAACCCAGUGGGAUCGUAAGAGUUGAGGCUCACCCGGAGAACAACAGGCCCAUCAUACAGAUCCCAUCUACCGAAGGCGAAGGUAGUGGCUCCUGGAAAUGGAAAGCCCCUGAAAAGGGCAGCCUUCGCCAAACUUACGAGCUCAACGAUCUCAACAGGGACUCAGAAAGCUGUGAGUCCCUGAAAGACAGUUUUGGCUCUGGAGAUCGCAAGAGAAGCAACAUAGAUAACAAUGAGCAUCACCACCAUGGAAUCACCACUAUCCGUGUCACCCCAGUAGAGGGCAGCGAAAUUGGUUCAGAGACGCUGUCUGUUUCUUCUUCCCGCGACUCUACCCUGCGGAGAAAGGGCAACAUCAUCUUAAUCCCUGAAAGAAGUAACAGCCCGGAAAACACUAGAAAUAUCUUCUACAAGGGAACCUCCCCAACACGGGCUUAUAAGGAUUGAGUUAUGGGAUUCAAUCCCUUGAGCGACCCCCCAGAAGACCAUGUCUUGAUUCUCCCUCUGUGCUCUGUUUUCAGUGGAUUGGGAAGCCUUCUCAUCAAACUGGGUCAUCUUACCAUCAGCCCGAGCUCAAUGACUCUUGAGAACUACUACAGCAAAGCUUGUAGAUUUCACAUCAAGGGGAGGGAAAAGCACAAUGCAAGAACCUAAUUAAUAUGAUAAGGUGAAGAAUCUUAAGACCUAUCUUCAAACUCAAAAGGUUUGCAGAAGGCAGUAUCAGAAGAAAGUGGUUUCCUUCAGUGUAUACUAUUUUACUUCCUGAAUGUGCCAACUUUAGGGAUUUUUCUUUAUAAUUAGCUGUGGGAAUCCAGAACUCGGUUCCCUACAGCAGAGGCCAUGCAGUAUUAUAUAUUCAUUUUGCAGAAUCUGCGCCUACAGCCCAGUAAGGGUGGUGCUGAUUAUUAUAGUACACAUACCAUGUAAACUCUCAAAUUCUAUUUAGCUGUGAAAUAGUGGCGUGCAAUUCCUUGUCAAAGAAAUGCUACUGUAUUAAGAAGACGCUGGCUGCUUUGUGUUAGAAUAGGACACCCCGCAGCUUCUCUGUAGUGGCUCUGUCACAGUCAAAAAAUGAAAAAGUUUUGUGCAUUUCCUCAAAAUUAUGCUUUCUUCAACAACAAAAAAUGUGUAGGAAUAUUUUCAGUGAAAGGGAAUAACUAGUACUUUUCUACAUAGUUUUUUUUUCUUGCUGCUUACUUUUUAUUUAAGUGUAGGUACUACUAAUGAUUCUGUUUUUUAGUGAGUAAAUUUGCAUAACUUAAAAAAUACAUUGUUUUAGAGUUUUUCAAAAUUGUUGUGAUCAUAUUUUGCAUUUUAUGGCUCCUCCUUUAUUUAUUAAUUAUUUUUUUGAUGUCAUAGAUAUGUUUUUCUAUUUUUAAAGCAAGAAUAACAGUUGACAUUCCUUGAGCAAAAUAUACUGCUGUGAAUUUAUAAACAAGAAAUCUGAACCAACACUUGACAUUGUGGGUUACAUUGCCAGCAAUGUUGGUUGAGUCUACCCUUGGACAUCUCCAACCAGCUGGCUUAGGUUGCUAUCUUAAUCAGUAAUCCAAAAACUCUGUUUUGUUCCAGAUUAGUAAUUUUUUGUAUUCUAAUAACCAGUAAAUCAGAGCAACAGUAGUUAGGUUUUACCUUCUUCCCUAAGAUAUUUUUGUCAAUUGGACAUCAACAGGAAGAAUCUGGAAAAAAAAAUGCAAAUUGAUAAGUGAAAGUAUCUCACAAUAUAAAUUAAGAAUGUAUUUCUUCAAAAUAUCUAAAUAGACACAGUUUUUGUGCUUAAUAUGCAAACAACAAUUUUGCUACCUAUCCUGAAUAAAGCCUUCAGCCUAAAUCAAAGGAAACAAAUAUUAAUAAGAAGAAGAUAAAACCAAAACAUUUGGAGGUGUUUUCCAACUUAAAAAUUUAACUGUGGAGAAAUAUUUGGUUCUUGGAAUUUAGUAUCAAACCUUUUUUACACCAUUUCUUAAGAAUUCUAAUAUACACUUGAUGAUUGCCAAGGGGAUAAAAGGUAACAACAAAGCUGGUUGAUCUGAUCUGUUUUCAGUGAGAACAGAAGGAAGGGGUUGUUAAGAGAUAAAGACUAUCACAUCAUUAUCAACUUCUACAGGAAAAGGGCAAAGCUUUCUAGAGUUAACCAACCUCCUAAGAGCAUUAGGGAUUUAGCUGAAACCAGCAGAAUUGAAAACUCUGGCAAUAAAAUAUGAUUCAACUAUAUCCCUUCUGGCAAUUUCCUUCUCAGAGAGGGGAGUGGGAGUAAAAUGUUGCCUUCCCCACUUCUCACCACCGCCACCAUCACGGCACUCCUACUGGCUUUUGCCAUUUCAUAGAGAGGAAGGUGGACUGGUUUUAGUACUCUGAAGAAAAAAUAAUAAAGCUGCAGCAUUUCAGGUGCAGUAUGAUAUUUCCUAAUCUUUCCUAUUUCUUAACAAAAGAUUUUAAAGUACUUCUCUAGUCAUUGAAGGUUUUUUUUUCUUUACAUAAAUAUUGAUAUAUUCUUUUUCUACUCAAAGUGCCAAAGGCUACAGUUUUUAAUGACUGAACAAAUUGUACCACAUUGUUAAGGAAAUAUAAUGAUAGUCGCUAGAACUCAGACCUCUGCAUGUAUAUUUGAUAAUACAUCUUUUGUAAAAAAAAUUACAAAAAUAUUUGUUUACAUUCCACUGGUACCUUAAUUUAAAAUAAAUGAGACUAACAGGUGGUAUCUCUUCUUAGUGUUCUAUUUAUCUGAUUUGCUAAUGAGAGCACUUCUUCCUUUGUUAGGCUGUGCUUUAACUGAUAAAACCAAGUAUUGAAUAAAGAGAGUAAUUAUCUUUUUAAAGUAAAUAAAAUUAUGAAAAUAUAUAUAAUAUAUAUAAAGUAUUGUGUUUAAUAAAAUGUUAUGCAAUGUUUUCCAAACUGAUAAAGUUUGUAAAGUGCUAUAAUGUAUUUUGUUAAGUACAGAUUAAAGCUAUUGUGUGAGUAUAUUGUGCUAACAUCAUAGAAAUAAAGAUUAAAUUUCUUCAUCAAAA